This is a messenger RNA of Procambarus clarkii (red swamp crayfish), 1176 nucleotides long. The record is from RefSeq and is a predicted model, not a curated record. NCBI's taxonomy places the organism in Eukaryota, Metazoa, Arthropoda, Malacostraca, Decapoda, Cambaridae.
AUGUUGAACGCUCAGGGUGUGAACAAUGGUAUGUUGAACGCUCAGGGUGUGAACAAUGGUAUGUUGAACGCUCAGGGUGUGAACAAUGGUAUGUUGAACACUCAGGGUGUGAACUACGGUAUGUUGAACGCUGAGGGUGUGAACAAUGGUAUGUUGAACACUCACGGUGUGAACAAUGGUAUGUUGAACACUCAGGGUGUGAACAGUGGUAUGUUGAACACUCAGGGUGUGAACAAUGGUACGUUGAACGCUGAGGGUGUGAACAAUGGUAUGUUGAACGCUCAGGGUGUGAACAAUGGUACGUUGAACGCUGAGGGUGUGAACAAUGGUAUGUUGAACGCUCAGGGUGUGAACAAUGGUACGUUGAACGCUGAGGGUGUGAACAAUGGUAUGUUGAACGCUCAGGGUGUGAACAAUGGUAUGUUGAACGCUCAGGGUGUGAACAAUGGUAUGUUGAACGCUCAGGGUGUGAACAAUGGUAUGUUGAACACUCAGGGUGUGAACUACGGUAUGUUGAACGCUGAGGGUGUGAACAAUGGUAUGUUGAACACUCACGGUGUGAACAAUGGUAUGUUGAACACUCAGGGUGUGAACAGUGGUAUGUUGAACACUCAGGGUGUGAACAAUGGUACGUUGAACGCUGAGGGUGUGAACAAUGGUAUGUUGAACGCUCAGGGUGUGAACAAUGGUACGUUGAACGCUGAGGGUGUGAACAAUGGUAUGUUGAACGCUCAGGGUGUGAACAAUGGUACGUUGAACGCUGAGGGUGUGAACAAUGGUAUGUUGAACGCUCAGGGUGUGAACAAUGGUACGUUGAACGCUGAGGGUGUGAACAAUGGUAUGUUGAACGCUCAGGGCGUGAACAAUGGUAUGUUGAACGCUGAGGGUGUGAACAAUGGUAUGUUGAACACUGAGGGUGUGAACAAUGGUGUGUUGAACAGUGAGGGUGUGAACAAUGGUAUGUUGAACGCUGAGGGUGUGAACAAUGGUAUGUUGAACAGUGAGGGUGUGAACAAUGGUAUGUUGAACGCUGAGGGUGUGAACAAUGGUAUGUUGAACACUGAGGGUGUGAACAAUGGUAUGUUGAACGCUGAGGGUGUGAACAAUGGUAUGUUGAACACUGAGGGUGUGAACAAUGGUAUGUUGAACACUGAGGGAGUGAACAAUGGUAUAUAA